This is a messenger RNA of Fonsecaea erecta, 534 nucleotides long. RefSeq lists its product as hypothetical. The transcript has a single exon. Lineage: Eukaryota; Fungi; Ascomycota; Eurotiomycetes; Chaetothyriales; Herpotrichiellaceae. Gene Ontology annotation, molecular function: protein binding. Bases 1 to 534 code for a protein of 177 amino acids. The record is from RefSeq and is a predicted model, not a curated record.
AUGGCAACUAUCGAUAUCGAUCCCGUUGGCGAUCUCGUCAUCGAGAUUGAUCACGAGCGCCUCCGGAUCUCGUCCAAAGUCCUUUCUCUGGCCUCUCCAGUGUUUAAUGUAAUGCUCAGGUCAGGCUUUAAAGAAGGCAACGUGCAGACAACAGAUGACAGCCCUCGCGUGAUUCCUUUGCCGGAAGAUGAUCUCGAAGCCUUCAAGCUUGUCUGUAGAGUCAUUCAUUUCCAGCUCGAUCACAUUCCGCAGGAGCUGAAAAUCGAGUCGCUGGAGAAGCUGGCCUUGGUCUGUGACAAAUACCAAUGCACCGUCGCCAUGAGGCACUGUGCCGCAUUGUUGCUUCAGAGACUUUCAGAUACCUACGUCGCUUCUGAGUUGAACAGACAACUGCUGGUGGCAUUCCUCUUGGACCUGCCCACCGCAUUCUCAGAUAUCUCGUGGAGAUUGAUGCAGGCACAAGCUGGAUCCUUUGAAGCAUUACCGGGUCUGACGGAUCACCCCACUGUUCCCUCUUCUUUCUUGGGUUGGUAA